Messenger RNA from Hemicordylus capensis (graceful crag lizard), 4404 nucleotides. RefSeq names its product zinc finger BED domain-containing protein 4-like. The transcript is spliced from 4 exons. NCBI's taxonomy places the organism in Eukaryota, Metazoa, Chordata, Lepidosauria, Squamata, Cordylidae. Gene Ontology annotation, molecular function: DNA binding; protein dimerization activity. The record is from RefSeq and is a predicted model, not a curated record. The coding region runs from base 545 to 3790 and encodes 1081 amino acids.
AGCUAAGCGCGCCUUUCCUUGAAUUGCUGAUCACUAGAGGAACGGGAGAGGGGGUGCAUCGCUGGUCCGGCUGCUAGCCAGCCUGCUCUGGCGAGCGGGGAGAGGGAGACCAGCCGGAGCCGAGUGUGAGCUGCCGCGUGCAGGGGAGAGCCCAGGGUGAGAGGCUGCCUGCCUGCUGCUGCUUUUGGCGGCUGGGACUGGACGGUCAGUGUCCCUUUCCUGGUUUCUGUGGCUGCUGCCCUGUCUUGUUCUGUCCCCCUCUAAGCUGCAUCACGUUCCUGCUGCUUGUUUCUCUGCCCCUGAGGAAGGAAACUCCCCUGCAGAGUAAUAGUCAUUUUCAUUGGAUGAACCUGUUCUAAUAUUAAGGAAGGAGCAGAAAAACCUCUUUACUUCUAUAAGUCACAGACACGUCUUCUGUCUUCACUUAAAGAACAGUGCCUUGGCUUUUUAGGACUUUGUAGCCCCACCAAUUACAGCUGUUUCUGCCUUAAACAUCUGUUAGGAGAACAAAGGGACCCCACUAGAGACUGCCUUGGAGUGAGCAAUGGAGAUGGAAAAACAAGACCCAGCUGGCUGUGAAGCAAGAAGGGGCCUUCAUGUCAUCCAGGCUGGGAGCAAAGGGGAAUUCUGGGAAAAAGCUGUGCAGAUGAUCCUGAGUGAGGACCCCAUCAGCUCAGAGGCACAGCGUCGGCAUUUGUGGCAGUUCUGCAACCAGGAGGCUGAGGGGCCUCGAGAGGUUUGCAACAGACUUCGUGAUCUUUGCCAUCAGUGGCUGAAGCCAGAGCGGCACAUGAAAACUCCGAUUCCAGACAUGGUGAUUCUGGAGCAGUUUCUAACUAUCCUGCCUCCAGAAAUUGCGAACUGGCUCAGAGAAUGUGGACCACAAACCUGUUCCCAGGCAGUGGCCCUAGCAGAAGUUUUCCUGUUGAGUCAAGCAGAAGACAAGAACCAAGAAGAACAACAAGUGCAGGUGAAGUUAGAAGUGGACACUGACCCCACUGAUGCAGAGGAGGCUCCAACAGGCACCAACCAGAGACCACCAUUCAGGUGGAUUGUGGAAGAGGGUGAUGGAAGUGCCAUCCCAUGGGGUGAUGGGUGGAAGAGUGAGACUGAGGAAGAACCACACAGACCAUUAUUGGAGAGAGCUAACUAUAAGGAAGAGAGCCCGCAGAGCAAGACAACUGAAGCAAGAGAGAGAUGGGUGGAGGAAUCUUCUGCUUCCCAGCGUGAUGACUUCCAGGAACUCUCAGUCCAAGAAAAAAUAGACAAGGGAAAGGAAAGCAACAAGUGUCCUGUGUGUGGGGAAAUCUUCCAUUGGAAACCAAGCAUGAUGAGCCACCUGAAAACUCAUAUGGGGGAGAGACCGUUUCAUUGCCUCACAGGUGGAAAUAAUUUUAGGGAAGAAACUCUUCCUAUGACAGCAGGGGAGGAAGUGAUUGUGUUGGCUGCUACACACACUAGCCCAGCCAGAUCAGUCUCAUCAUCUUCCCUAAUCCCCUUUGUCAGUGCAGCCCCCCAUUCUGAGACUGAGGAGGAGCGGGAGGAACUCAUUCAGCUUCCUGGACAUUCUUGGAUCGAGGAUAGUGGUGGUGGCCCCCAGAAGGAACCAGCAGCCCCAGUACCACCACCUCCUAAACGGGGCCGGACUAGCUCUGAUGGCAGCGUUGUGUGGGACCACUUUGAGCUCUGCCCUGGUGACCCUACACAUGCUACCUGUACACACUGCAGGGCACAGGUCAGCAGGGGGAAGGACCCCAAGCGUCUGACGACGACGGGGAUGCUGAGGCACCUGCAACGGCGUCAUCUGGGUAUCCUUCCUCCUUCUGACAUCGCUAGAUGUGGCGUGCCCUCGACUAGCAACAGCAAAGCAGUGGCAUACCCAGUGGGCAAGCAGUCUGGUCACCCAGAGCCUCAUCUCAUCACUCGGGCCAUUGCAGAGAUGAUUGCUUUAGAUGACCAGCCAUUCCAGGUGGUGGAGAACGCUGGCUUCCGCCGGCUGCUCCUACUGCUUGCCCCCUACUAUAAGAUCCCCUCUCGCACCACCUUCAGUAGGUGGGUGGUGCCUUCCCUGUACCAGGCAUGCAGGGAGGCUGUGUCAGGGCUGCUGCAUGCAGCAGCGCCUGACACAAGCGUGCACUUCACUGCUGACCUGUGGACCAGCAGCAGUGGGCUGCACACUUUCCUGUCUCUCACAGCUCACUGGUGGGGGCAAGAGAGCGAGGGGACAUCUGCUGCUGGAUGUGUGGCCAGCCCUUCCCAUGGAGCCAAGCACAGGUGGGCUCUGUUGUAUGUGAAGGUAGUGGACACUAACCACACGACAGAUGAACUGUCAGUGGCCAUGAAUCGCCAGGUGGAGGGAUGGCUUUCCGGGCAGCCAAACCUUCACCGAGGGUUCAUAGUGACUGACAGUGGUCUGAAUAUAGUGAAGGCAGGAGAGCAGCUCCAGUUUGUGUCCAUCCAUUGUGUGGCGCACACUCUGAACCUGGUUGUGCGGGAUGCACUUGGCCUUUCUGGGGCUAAGGCCAGGCGAGGCAUCCGUGCUGAAGGCGCUAAGCGCCAGUCUGCUGCCGCCAUGGCUGCUCUUGUAGACAGGUGCCGCAGGAUUGCAGCUUUCUUCCACCGGAGCGAAAAGGGUAGGCAGAUGCUGAAGGAGAGGCAGGUUGAGCUGGGCCUACCUGAACACCUGAUCCCUCAGGAUGUUCCGACCCGGUGGAACUCCACCUUUCUCUUGCUCCAGCGCCUGCAGGAGCAAGAGCUGGCCAUCCACGGCCUGGCAAGCAGAAAUGGCUUGGAAGUGUGUGACCUAUCCACCCAGGACUGGGGGCUCAUUUCCGAGGUUGUCUUGACUCUCGAACCAUUCUUUGUUGCCACAAACAGUUUGUGUGCCGAGGCUGCAACGUUGAGCCAGGCUUUGCCCGCAGCUCUUCUCCUCGAGAAGACAAUGGGUGAGCUCCAGUCCACGCUGAACACUGAGGAAGCAAUCGCCUUGGCAGGUCGGCUGAGGACUGGAGUGGUGGAUCGGCUCAGCACACCCUUGGGUGAAUCAGCAGCACAUGUUUUGUCCUGCCUAUGUGACCCCAGGAUGAAGGGCAAAGCUGUCACCCCUGACCAGCUGCCCAGGUGGAGGGCCCUCCUGGUUGAAGAGGUUAGGCAAGCCCAGGAGAGGAGGCUGGGGCACAGCCAGGAGGAGGGUGCUGGAGUGCCUACUGCUAGUGCACAGUCCACUCCUAGCAGCAGCACCACCACCGCCUCCGGGUCCAGCAGCAUGGUGUCCCUGGCAGGGUCGGCAGAGCCGGUAGUUCCACCUCAACAUUCCACUCGGUGGUUCAAACAGAGGUCCCUUGGCGUCUUGCCAGGGUUACGGGAAGAGCCCUUCAGAAGUGCUGAGCAGAGUGUUCUGCAGUACCUGCAGGAGCCAGUAGCAGGUCUUGAGAUGGAGCCGAUCCAGUUUUGGGCAACACGAUGCCAGGUCUGGCCAGACUUGGCAACAGUUGCCAGACGGUUCCUCUCAUGCCCGCCCAGCACUGUCCAGAGCGAGAGGGUGUUCUCCAUGGCUGGGGACGUGGUGACACCCCUUCGCUCACGCUUGAAGGCUGACUUGGUGGAGCGGCUGGUCUUCCUAAAGGCCAACCUCCCCCUGCUGGGCUAUCCAGAGGGAACAAUGGGGAAACUCAAAACACCUCAUCGUUCAUCAUUGGUAGCUCCUAGGGAUACCAAAGUGAGUGGUGUGGUAGAGCAUGAUGGGUGCAACCUAUUGCCCAGCCCACAAAAGAAAUGGGCAAGUGGAUGAUUUUAAACAAAUGUUUAACCUUUCCCCAAAACCCACAUAGGAUGCAAGCCAAACUUGCAGGCCAUGGCUGCAUUCUGGCACUAGACUGAUUCCUCCUGGUUCGAGCAGUACUUUAACAUAUGCUGACCUGAUUUGGGAAUCAUCAGGGGACUCUCUGGCAGCAUGCAGCUAUGUUUCUGAUUAGCAUUUGGGCUGACUGGAAAACUGCAUUUUCUCAGAUAUGUUACAAAGAGGAGGGCUUCUCAAACGUGGGUCCCUGGGUGGUGUUGGACUACAACUUCCAUCAUCCCAAGUCUGUGGCCAUUGUGGCUGAGGAUGAUGGGGAUUGUAGUCCAGCAACAUCUGGAGACCCAAGUACAGGCACCCCUGUGGUUAUAAGAGAGUGGACAGGCAGUAUUGAUUGCAGCAGAACUGUGCUCCAUAGUGAGAACUUCACUAUUGAGGACGGCCCGAAUGGUGGUUGUGGCUGAUCCAAGCUGCUUUGGGAAUGUAACUGAUUUUACCUUUUUGCAAAGUUUUGUUGUGUUUUAAUUUGUAAACCACCCAGAGAUUUUAUAUGGAGCGAUAUAAAAAUGAUAAAUAAAUGCAAUAAAUAAAUAAAUACAGAAACUGAA